Cannabis sativa is the source of this 1755-nucleotide messenger RNA. RefSeq lists its product as uncharacterized. The transcript is spliced from 2 exons. Bases 1 to 1755 code for a protein of 584 amino acids. The record is from RefSeq and is a predicted model, not a curated record. NCBI's taxonomy places the organism in Eukaryota, Viridiplantae, Streptophyta, Magnoliopsida, Rosales, Cannabaceae.
AUGAGGACAAGCCAAGUAUGUGGCGAUUUGAAGUGCAUGUUAUUCCUGGUCACCUUGAUAGGAGCAUCAAAAACAUGGUUCAAUAAAUUCAAGAAGCAUUCAAUCACCUCUCGGGACAAACUGUCAAGUGACUUUAAAAAAGAAAUUUGUACCGCCAGGUCUCGAAAACCUGAAUGGUCUUCCUUGGCCAACGUAAAACAGCAACCCAGUGAGAGUCUAAAGGCCUAUAUUAAUAGGUUCAACAUCGAGGCGGCAAAGGAGAAGAACAUUGAUGAUAGUGGGAGACUCAUGGCCUUGGGGGCAGGCAUAACUCAUGGAUCUUUACUAUGGGAUAGCCUCCAAGGGAGAGGUGCCCCCACUAUUGACGAAUUUAUAAAAAGGGCCCAAAAAUAUAUAAACAUUGAGGAAGCCAGGUUAGCCAAUAACCUACCUCUUCCCUCAGCACAACUUGCUUCAGCUACUACAAUAACAACUUCCACUAAUCCAAAGGCAACAACUACCAACCCUCCAGCCACCAAUAACUCUAGGCACAAUAAUAAGAGAAAGGGCGACAAUGGAGGAGAACAGAACAAUGCCAAAAAGAGAAAAGGUUACCAGCCCAUGUUCACAAUAUACUCCGAACUUGUGGAGACACAAGAAACCAUAUAUAUGGCAAACGAACAUCGGGUGGCCUUUCGGAUACCUGAACCCUUGAAAGGAAUUCGUGCGAAGAGGGAUCCAUCCAAGUAUUGCCAAUACCAUAAAGACAUUUGCCAUACCACCAACGAGUGUCGAAACUUGAUGGAUGAGAUAGAGACUCUUAUACGUAAUGGGCCACUUGCUCACUAUGCAAGGAAUAGGAAAUACAACCAACAAGGAGCGAACGCAAAACAACCUAUAGCUCCACGUGCAAAUGUUCAUCCACAGGUGGUGCCAGGAAAUAAUGCUCAUAAUCCCCUGGCACAACUACAAGGGGGACAACCGAGACAUAACCUGAACCUCUCUCCACUUGUUGAAGGAGAAGACAUGCUGGUCAUAUUAGGAGGACCACACUUUGCAGGGACCAACAAUGGAGCUCAAAAGAGAUAUAUAAAGGAGCUUAAGAGCUCGGAUAAGACUUCUUUAACACCAGAACAACGUGCUCCCAAGCAAAGCCAAAUGGAAGACCAGGCCAUAACAUUUUCCAGCAAGGAUACUCAUCAUGUACAAAGUCCACAUAAUGAUCCCCUAGUGAUAACAUCUCAAAUCCCCAACAGGAGGGUAAGGAGAGUCAGGGUUGACAAUGGUAGUAGCGUGAACUUAUUAUAUAAGACAACCUUGGAGAAAAUGGGGUUAAACGUGCAGGACCUACAACCAUGCACUUCCAAUUUGGUUGGAUUUACUAGAGAUAGCAUAGCCAGCACAGGAAGAAUCACUCUCCCAUUGACACUCGGGGAGGCCCCAAAAAUAGGGGCAGUCACAUCAAUCAAGCAUCUGGCCUUAAAGUUUCCAACUGCUACUGGGAAUGGAAUAGUGAAAGGAGAUCAACUAGCUGCACGUGAAUGCUACAAUGUGGCUAUGAGCGGACUAACCGGAUCAGGGGCGCAGAUGUUGGUCGUAAACAAAGAUAAUGAAGUGGAAAAUAUGGAAGCAAAAGAAGUUCCUGAAGUUGAAGAGAUAGGCCCUCAUGUGGGCGAUGACCGGGCAGACUUGGGUCCUAUUAAGGAGCUUAAAGAAGUUGUUUUCAACCCCAACGAACCAAUGAAAACCGUAAAGGUUAGGAAGCAUCUGAACUAG